AUGACGUCCUUUCUCUGGGUGAAUAUGGUUUGGGAUAAUCCAUUCAUCAGCUGGAACCCAGAGGAAUGUGGGGGCUUAACAAAGUUCAGUGUGGCAGCAAAGAACCUCUGGCUCCCGGACCUCUUCAUCAUAGAGUUCAUGGACGUGGACACAACCCCAACCAGUCUCUAUGCCUAUGUGCACAGUGAUGGCCGGAUCAAAUACGAUAAACCUAUGAAGGUGACCAGCAUCUGUAACCUGGAUAUCUUCUACUUCCCCUUUGACGAGCAGAAUUGUACCCUGACCUUCAGCUCUUUCCUGUAUACAGUGGAUCACCUGGUGCUGGGCAUGGAAAAGGAAGUGUGGGAGAUCACUGACAAUUCUCGUGAUGUCAUUCGGACUCAAGGGGAAUGGGAACUCCUGGGCAUCAACAAAGCAACCCCAAAGUUGGUAGUGGGUUCCAGUCUUUAUGACCAGAUCAUGUUCCAUGUGACCAUCCGGCGCCGGCCCAGACUUUACGUCAUAAAUCUGCUGCUGCCCAGUGGAUUUCUGAUAGCAAUCGAUGCCCUGAGCUUCUUCCUGCCAGUUGAGAGUGGCAACCGAGCCCCUUUCAAGAUGACUCUGCUCCUGGGAUACACCGUCUUCCUACUCAUGAUGAAUGAUUUAUUGCCAUCCAGCGGCACCCCACUCAUCAGUGUGUACUUUGCUCUGUGCUUGUCCCUGAUGGUAGUCAGCCUGCUGGAGGCCAUCUUCCUCACCUACCUGCUGAAUCUGAUUACUACACAGCCCCCUCCCAUGCCCCUCUGGCUCCAUUCACUGCUGCUGCACUACCUCCGAGCAACAGAUUGCUGUAACAAGAAGUCUCAGAAAGAACCCAAGGGCUCUGGCCCCAACCUCAUCCACCUGCCUGGGCUGAUGGAGCCAGGGGUUACGGCAGCAUGGGUGCCAGGCUCUAGCGAGGCCAGGCUAAAUGGAGAUCCCGGAUCAACGAGGGCACCAUUGGAACAGGAGGCCCAGGGGCGGCCGACAGCUAACAUAUUCCUCUACUCCUUCUUUCCAGACCUAACCUCUCUGUCCCUUAAGGAUCCAGCCCAGGAGAGCCAUCUAAUCAUUGUGUUGUCCUAA
This is a messenger RNA of Gracilinanus agilis (Agile Gracile Mouse Opossum), 1104 nucleotides long. RefSeq names its product 5-hydroxytryptamine receptor 3E-like. Gene Ontology annotation, biological process: signal transduction; regulation of membrane potential; chemical synaptic transmission. The record is from RefSeq and is a predicted model, not a curated record. Gene Ontology annotation, cellular component: synapse; neuron projection; membrane. The transcript is spliced from 8 exons. Gene Ontology annotation, molecular function: neurotransmitter receptor activity; transmembrane signaling receptor activity; extracellular ligand-gated monoatomic ion channel activity. NCBI's taxonomy places the organism in Eukaryota, Metazoa, Chordata, Mammalia, Didelphimorphia, Didelphidae. Bases 1 to 1104 code for a protein of 367 amino acids.